Ostrinia furnacalis (Asian corn borer) is the source of this 1604-nucleotide messenger RNA. RefSeq names its product Tyrosine--tRNA ligase, mitochondrial (gene TyrRS-m). Gene Ontology annotation, molecular function: RNA binding; tyrosine-tRNA ligase activity; ATP binding. Gene Ontology annotation, cellular component: cytosol; mitochondrion. The transcript is spliced from 8 exons. Lineage: Eukaryota; Metazoa; Arthropoda; Insecta; Lepidoptera; Crambidae. The coding region runs from base 201 to 1589 and encodes 462 amino acids. The record is from RefSeq and is a predicted model, not a curated record. Gene Ontology annotation, biological process: tyrosyl-tRNA aminoacylation.
AAUCAGCUGUGGUUUCCCCAAAAUCCAAAUGAGCUGAGGUUGAGUCCAAAAAUCUAAAAUAACAUUGAAUUAUGUAAUUUGGUUUAUGUCGCAUAAUAACAUAGCUUUCGGCUGUAAUUUUUGCGAUUCCAGUUUGUAGUGUUCAUUUAGAUAUUAUAUAAAAAAAAAAUAGUUUAUAGGUUAUAAAAGUUAUCAUCAAAAUGAAAAUACUCCAAAACAUACUAUCUGCUUCUAAAUGUUCUUGGAUGUGGUCAUGUAAACGAUUUCAUAGUAGUAAAAAUGUUUUGAAAUUGAGUGAGCGUGGCAUGUACCAAGACAUGUUUCCUAACAAUGCUGCAAAUGAGAUAAUCGAUCUAGUAUGUAAAUCCCCACAAUGUGUCUACGCUGGUUUUGACCCAACAGCAAACAGUCUGCAUGUUGGUAACCUGCUUGUGAUAAUAAACCUUUUGCACUGGCAACGUGGGGGUCACAAUGUUAUUGCACUGUUGGGCGGUGCAACUGGACACAUAGGUGACCCCAGUGGGAAAACUUCAGACAGAGUUGCAUUGCAAAGUGAAACCAUUCAACAGAAUAUUAUUGGAAUCAAGAAAAACCUUGAAACAGUAUUUGAGAACCACCAAAAAUAUAUUUGGUCAAAAGAAGAAUCAAAACUUCAACCAAUUAGGAUAGUCAACAAUGAAAGUUGGUACAGAAACAUAGAUUCAAUACAGUUUGUAAGCGAAAUUGGCCGCAACUUCAGAAUGGGGACCAUGCUGCUAAAACAUAGUGUUCAAACUCGAAUAAACUCUGAAGUUGGUAUGAGCUUCACCGAGUUUGCUUAUCAGGUCUUCCAAUCUUAUGACUGGUUGCAUUUAUUAAAGGAAUACGAUUGUAGAUUUCAGAUUGGUGGAAGUGACCAGAUGGGAAAUAUUAGUGCAGGUCAUGAGUUAAUCAGUAGAACAGCCAAACAGGAUGUUUAUGGUCUAACACUACCACUUGUGACCACCGAAGAAGGCGACAAAUUUGGAAAAUCUGCUGGCAAUGCUAUUUGGUUGGAUGCACAAAAGACUAGCCCAUUCGGCUUAUACCAGUUUUUCAUCAGAACCAAAGAUUCAGAAGUGGAAAAACUAUUGAAACUGUUCUCAUUUUAUAGUUUAGGAGAAAUUAAGGAUAUCAUGUUCAAACAUCAACAACACCCAGAGCAAAGAUAUCCUCAGACAUGUUUAGCUGACCAGUUGACCACUUUGGUCCAUGGAAAGGAAGGUUUAGAGCAAGCAUUACGAGCGACAGACGCGAUAUACAGUAAGGAUGUGAAAUCACUAGUAGCAUUGAGUUCAACUGAAUUGGAACAAGUGUUUAGUGGAGCUCCUAUUGUUACCCUUCUGUUAUCGCCAGGAAUUACUGUACUGGAACUGGGAAUGAAGGCCAAUUGCUUCCCUACAGAAAGUGAUGCCAUUAGAAUAAUUGAAGCAGGUGGUUUUUACAUAAAUCACCAGAGAAUAAAGAAAAUAGAGGAAGUUAUAACACAAUCUGCUCACAUUCUACCCAAUUUAACAUCUUUACUUAGAGUUGGAAAACGAAAUUAUUAUAUUGUUAAGUGGCAGACAUAAAUGUUUUAAAAACUA